UUUUUUUUUACUGUUUUUUUUAUUUUUUAUUUUUUUUCGUAAGAAUUGGCGGAGAGGAAUAGAUAAUUUGCAUAAUUGAAUAAUCCAGUUUUAAUUAUAAACAUAAAAAGUCAAAUCAUAUCAUAUCAUCUAAACUAAAAAUAAACUAAAUUAUACUAAAUAAUGUUCCAGGAGAUAACCAUCAAAGCGGGAGAUGGAAUGGCGCAUAUAUCCACCAAGAUCCUUGUGAGUCACCAUAUUGCAAGCUUCAUAUUUCCUUGAAGAUAGCGUGUCAGAGUCCAACAAUGCUGGAAUAUUGUUCGGUUGGAUUGAGUUUGGGAGUGUAGACAGGGAGACAAAUUCAGUGGUAGAUAUACAUGGUUCAGAACAAUGUUUUCGAAUUUGAGCUUCACCAGUAGCCAAAGACCAUGAUGAAUAAUGGCGAAUCCAGGGUAUCUGUUCCACGAUGACCACCGUUUUCCAUUUUUCACUGUUGUCGCUGCUGUUCUUGCUUUUGAGAAUCCAUCCUGCACGUUGUUUGAAGCCCAAAUCUAUUCAAAAAAAAAAAAAAGAUCAAGUGAAUUAUCAUCAUAACAGAAUCAGUAUAUACCUUUUGGUUACCUUCAUCACGUGUACCACUCGGAAUAUUCAAAAGACAGUAUUGAUCCUUGAGCCACCACCUUUGAGUCGAUUGUUGUGAAGAAGAAACCCAAAAGCUGCUAUUGUCUAUGGUAUGGGA
This is a messenger RNA of Halteromyces radiatus, 718 nucleotides long. RefSeq lists its product as uncharacterized. Lineage: Eukaryota; Fungi; Mucoromycota; Mucoromycetes; Mucorales; Cunninghamellaceae. The transcript has a single exon. The record is from RefSeq and is a predicted model, not a curated record. The coding region runs from base 446 to 679 and encodes 77 amino acids.